Messenger RNA from Postia placenta MAD-698-R-SB12, 1719 nucleotides. RefSeq lists its product as hypothetical. NCBI's taxonomy places the organism in Eukaryota, Fungi, Basidiomycota, Agaricomycetes, Polyporales, Adustoporiaceae. The record is from RefSeq and is a predicted model, not a curated record. The transcript is spliced from 7 exons. Gene Ontology annotation, cellular component: mitochondrion. The coding region runs from base 1 to 1719 and encodes 572 amino acids. Gene Ontology annotation, molecular function: FAD binding; proline dehydrogenase activity.
AUGUUCCUCAGAUUUGUCUGCGGGCGACACGCCAAACCCAUUGUAUCCUACCCGGUACGAACUAUUGUGUCAUCUCGUUCUGCUUCAGCUCGGAAGACCUGGGGUCUGGCCCGCAUCGGACUGACGACUGGGGCUGCACUGACGACUUCUGUUCUACUCGUGAAUGCUCUGAGCACCAUCCAUGCCGAUGCAGAACACCUCGAAUACAAGACGCAGUCGGAAAGACCAUCGACACCCCUGUCUGCGCUCUUGAGGUCAUAUGUGGUAUAUUCACUGUGUUCAAUUCCAGCCUUGGUCGACUGGUCGCCUGCAAUUCUGUCUACAGUCUCUGCAAUCCCAGGUCUGAAGCAGAUCACAGAGGCCAUCGUGCGCGUCACUUUCUUUGAUCAGUUUGUUGGCGGUGACACUGCUGAGGAUGCGGUGCCGCUUCUCGAGCAGUUGCGCGCUGAGAACAAAGGUUGUCUGUUCGCGUACAGUGUCGAAGUCGACGAGGGGGAGGCCGCGGGCAAGGCAAAGGGAUCAGUGAAGCAAUCUGUGCAUAAGCAGAUCGUUGCAGAAACCCUGCACUGCAUUGACGUGGCAGCCGACUUUGAGGACAAGCACUCGCUUGGUGGCGGGCGCGACCUGCGCGGGCGCAAGACGUGGGUAGCGAUCAAGCUGACCGCCAUGCUGCCUCACGCACAGACUCUCACCAAUUUCUCGAAAUUUCUUCUCUCGACACGUCCGUCCGUGUCUCCGCCCGUCCCCUUUCCCGGUCGACCCCUGGUUUCGGAUUUCGGUGUUCUGUCUGCAUACCCGGCAUCCGGUAGCCCGCUGACAGAGACGGAUGUUGCGGAUCUUCGCGAGCUGAGGGACGAUCUUCGCGCUAUUUGUCAAAGAGCGAAAGAACGCGGUGUCAGAAUUAUCAUCGAUGCGGAGCAUAGGUCGGUCGCCCCUGCAAUCGACGCGUUUGCCCUGUCGCUGCAGCACGAGUUCAACAAACUCCAGUCUCGUUCAUCAUCGUGGUUCCGCUCGUCUUCUAGUUCAGACACUUCCACGGUUCAGCCCCUCGUAUACCAGACUUACCAAGCAUACCUCCGUCGCACACCAGAAUACCUUCGCCAGAGCCUCGAGGCGGCACGUGCAGACGGUUAUUCGCUCGGCGUGAAGCUCGUACGGGGCGCGUACCACCCGCAUGAGCUCGAUUCGCACGCCGUGCGCGGGGCUCCGAACGCGCUGUCAAUCUCCCCUGAUCCCGCACCGCCAGUUUGGGCGACGAAGCCUGAGACAGAUGCGUGCUACAACACCUGCGCGGCGUUGGUGCUCGCGCAGAUUCGUGCGGACAUUGGCCGGUCGCGCACCGGCGCGACGCCUAGCGUGGGUGUGCUAUUCGGGACGCACAACUGGGAGAGCUGCGACAUGAUCCUGGAGCAGCUGCGCAUGCUCGGGAUGGCACGUGCCGAUGAGGAUGGUGCGCUGUGGAUGCCUGAAGAUGUUACGGAACGCGUUGCGAUCGGGCAACUGUACGGAAUGAGUGAUGCUCUGACCAACUCCCUUGUGGAUCGGACUCGAUGCACAUCACCGUUCGUUAUCAAGUACAUUCCGUAUGGGCGCCUUGCAGAGGUUAUGCCCUACCUCAGCAGACGUGCCAUCGAGAACAAGUCCGUGCUCGGGAAUGGUGGUGCUGCGGACGAACGCAAACGAGCCGGAAUGGAACUAUGGAAUCGCCUUUUCGGCUAA